Sphaeramia orbicularis (orbiculate cardinalfish) is the source of this 3518-nucleotide messenger RNA. RefSeq names its product GEN1 Holliday junction 5' flap endonuclease (gene gen1). Gene Ontology annotation, molecular function: four-way junction DNA binding; 5'-flap endonuclease activity. The record is from RefSeq and is a predicted model, not a curated record. NCBI's taxonomy places the organism in Eukaryota, Metazoa, Chordata, Actinopteri, Kurtiformes, Apogonidae. The transcript is spliced from 13 exons. The coding region runs from base 334 to 3117 and encodes 927 amino acids.
GCAAUUGCUUCCUUUCUUUCCACCUUGUUAUCUUAUAACCAUGCUUAUUUGGUGUGUGAUGGUAGGUUUUGUAUGAUGAAAUGCAAAUAAAAUCCUUCUUAUCAGCUGCAUUGCAAUUAUACCCAUGACUUAUUAUAUUCUCUCAUGAAAAAUGAGGAAACAGUGCUUAUUAGCAGAUACUUUCUACGAAAUGGAAUGCGGCCCAACGGCACCGCCAGCUUUUUGAAAACUGACUAGUCGUGUUUUUGUGCUGCAGCAACAAUUUAUUCAUAUUUGCCCCGUAAACAAAAUCUGUUUUAAUUUUAAGUAAUAUAAAUUUAUGAUUAGGUCGUAAUGGGUGUUCACGACUUAUGGUCUAUUGUCGAGCCGGUUCGAGAGUCAGUUCCGCUGUACAGUUUGAGCGGAAAGACGCUAGCAGUGGACCUCAGUUUAUGGGUGUGCGAAGCCCAGCAUGUCCAAGCGAUGAUGGGGAGAGUCACCAAACCUCACCUCAGGAAUUUAUUCUUCCGGGUGUCAAGUCUCACACUCAUGGGGGUAAAACUAGUUUUUGUUAUGGAAGGAGAGGCUCCAAUACUCAAAGCAGAGACAAUGAGAAAGAGGACAGAAAUAAGAUAUAAAGGAUUCAAGAAGUCUGCUGCCCCGAAGUGCACAACAAACACCGGCAGAGGGCGCUUUAAAGCCGUUCUGAGAGAGUGUGCAGAGAUGUUGGACUACAUGGGUCUGCCAUGGGUCACAGCAGCUGGAGAGGCUGAAGCCAUGUGUGCUUAUCUGGACUCUCAGGGCCUGGUUGAUGGCUGCAUCACUAAUGAUGGAGAUGCUUUCUUGUACGGAGCCAGGACUGUGUACAGGAACUUCAACAUGAACACUAAAGAUCCUCAGGUUGACUGUUACCGAACCAGUCGGGUGCAAACAGAGCUACAUCUGUCCAGGGAGAGUUUGGUCGGUUUAGCCAUUCUUCUUGGCUGUGAUUAUAUUCCCAAGGGCAUACCAGGUGUUGGUAAAGAACAGGCACUGAGACUCAUUCAGACAUUGCAAGGACAAACACUAUUGCAGAGAUUCAUCCAGUGGAAGGAGGAUGAUGCCUUCAUAUCGGAGGGAGUUGCAAAGAAGGUUCCUCACUGCAACGUAUGUCGGCAUCCUGGUUCAGCAAAGGCUCAUGAGCGCGGUGGCUGUCUGCUUUGCGACAGUAAACAAUUCUGUCAACCUCAGGACUUUGAUUAUCAGUGUCCCUGUGACUGGCACCGCUACGAACAGAGUCGUCAAGCGUUGUCUUUUGAGGCAAACAUCAGGAAGAAAACUCUGGCGAGUCCAAUGUUUCCUUUUACAGAGAUCAUUAGAGAGUUCCUAAUUCCCAAAGAUAAACCUGUGUCACAUUUCAAGAGGAGGCAGCCUAAUCUGCUGCUGAUGCAGAAAUUUACGUACGACAAGAUGGAGUGGCCAGCGCACUACACUAGUGAAAAGGUUCUUGUGUUGAUGACCUACACGAAUCUGAUGAACAGAAAACACGGAAGAGAGGUUUCCUUGCAAAUCAAGCCCCUUCGAAUAUUAAAACCAAGAGUGAGGAAUGGAGUCGCUUGCUUUGAGGUCGUCUGGAGAACACCAGAACAUUAUGUGUUUCCUGAGGAUCAAGCUGCUGAGAACCAUCUUGAAGUGAGGACUGUGGAGGAAGAGUCUCUCUUCCGUGUUGCUUAUCCAGAGGUGGUUGAGAGCUACUGGAGGGAAAAGGCUCUGGCAGAAGAAAACAAGACCAAAAAAAAGAAGACGAAGAGCAAAAAGGAGAAGGCAGCUGAUGUGUCUGAUGGUAUUUCUGACCUUUUGGCUGAGAUGACCAUUCAAGGUUCCUCUUCUACAAAGUCUGAAACGCAAUCACAAACCCAGCCCCUGAUUAUGUCAAAAACAACUGAACCAGAAGUGGUGCUUUUGGACACUUCAGUCAGCCAUAAAUGGCAUCAGAAAGAAAAGGACUGUGACAGUCAUCUGAUAGGUUGUCCCAGUACUCCUGUGUCUCAUGCAGAAUCAGACGCUGUUGCUUUGCUUUCUGUCUCUGCUGUUAUCGAUGCUCUUCAUCUGAGUGAUGUUGACUGGGACUCUUCAUCCUUCACAUCUUCCCCUCCUCCUCCUCAAGUAUUUACCAACCAACCACAACAUAAAACCACAGUUGAGGUAAAGGAAACGGGGAAAGAAAACAUCAAGCAAACCACCUCAAAUGAUGUGAAACCAGCAGAAUCUGUGUCAGAGCGGUGUUACACUGAAUGUCCUCUGAGGGACAGAGUGAUGAUGAGGAACGCAGCCAAAGCUAUGAACCAGAUGAAUGUGAACGGUGAUGUAGUUUCAAAACAGCUAAGCUAUGACGUUACUGAAGGCAUUUCAUGUGAGAAGUCAAACUCAGAGCCACAUGAACAGAUCUUUACUAAAGGGAGAAACGCAGAAAGCAAACUGUUAGGGACGAAACAUUUAGUUGAGAGGAAAGCAUCAGUCGGCGAUACAGACCCAUGUGUAAAAAAUUAUGCAAAACCAGAAACAUGCAGCUCAAAACAGCAGCUGAAAGCCAGAGUACCGGCUCCAGCUACGAUAAACACAUUUGGUGGCUCUACAAAACCUCCACAGAAAUAUAAAUUUGUAAAAGCAGAUAUUUCUUCAUCUAUGUUGCCUCCACAGAGAUACCACUCUGACCCAGGUCAAAGUGACAAGAACAGAAACAUGAAACAGACCACCAAGAGUGUGUGUAUGAGUGUGUGUUCAUCCAGUGACGACAGCGAUGUUGAAAACCAACAGUCUGGACCACAAAGAAAAACCAAGGCUAAGGACAAGACCAGACACCUGUCAGACAUCUCACUGAAACCUAUGUCUAGAUCUAAAACAGUCGAAGCAAAAGUGACUGAUGAAGUUAAACUCUUGGCCCCAAAAUCUUCGAACAGCAGUAUAGAUGUUGGCACAAAGAAUAUUCCUAUAUCCAUUGAAAGUAAGAGUCAAGACAUCUCAUCAGCUGCUAUGGAUGAUGUGUUCAUUCAGACUCCAGCUUCACCCGUUACCAUCUUAGACAGUGAUGAUUCAGUGAUUUGUACUGACAGUCCUUUACCACUGGUAGAGAGACUGAGACUGAAAUUCAUGAAAUGAGCAACACUGGUAAGACAUUGUAAAUUUUACACCAUUAGUAUCUAUUAUGUAGGAGUUAGAAAAUACAGCACAAUCCAAUCUGAAGGUCCAGCCAAAAACAUUUAAUGAAGAAAUUUUUAACAUUUGAAGUUGCAAUGCACAUAAUUUGUCAUAAACUUCUGUGUUUCUUGGGGAAACAGUUUGAAAGUAAAAGGAAACAUGCAGGGACAAAGUUUUUGUUAUAAAAUGAAACAAAAAUAAAAAAAAUAUGUUUUUAUGCAUUUUUUUGUUAAAGGAAAAAGUCAUCAAAGAUCAUAGUUUUACAUAUUAAAGAAGAUUUUAAUCAAGGGUGUCAAACUCAUUUUACUUCAGGGGCCACAUACAGCCCAAUUUGUACCAGUAAAAUAAUAUGAUAACCUAUA